Teleopsis dalmanni is the source of this 1493-nucleotide messenger RNA. Its product is annotated as stomatin-like. The record is from RefSeq and is a predicted model, not a curated record. The coding region runs from base 120 to 1043 and encodes 307 amino acids. The transcript has 4 exons. Gene Ontology annotation, cellular component: plasma membrane. NCBI's taxonomy places the organism in Eukaryota, Metazoa, Arthropoda, Insecta, Diptera, Diopsidae.
AGAUUCCGAGUUGAAAAAAUAUAAAUAAAACAAACGCAGUCAGUUAAUAUUUAUACUUCGGUUGAGCCGCUCGUCUAACGCUAGUUCGAUAAAGAGAUUUUUAUCUAUUUUGGUUUGAUAUGGACUCACCAUCGCAAAAUCAAAUAACUCAUUUAAUGAGUCACGAAGAGAAUUCUACACAACCACACAUCGCCAGUUCACAUCACCCCAACACUUAUCAAGGUUUAAAGACUUCGGAGAAUGAUGAAAAGAGUUUAAUAGAGAUUAUAGCAACAGUCCUCUCAAUCACACUCCUGGUUUUAACUUUUCCCAUCUCGAUAUUCAUAUGCUUUAAAAUAGUAACAGAAUAUGAAAGAGCGAUAAUAUUUCGUAUGGGUCGUUUACGCAGUGGCGGUGCCCGUGGACCUGGGGUUUUCUUCAUUUUACCAUGCGUCGAUGACUAUUUUAAAGUAGACCUGCGUACAGUAUCUUUUAAUGUACCACCUCAAGAAGUACUGACUAGAGAUUCAGUGACAGUAUCUGUAGAUGCUGUAGUCUACUAUCGAAUACACGAUCCACUAAAAGCCAUCAUACAGAUUUCGAAUUACAGUGAAUCCACACGAUUAUUGGCAGCAACUACAUUACGUAAUGUACUUGGAACACGAAAUCUUUGUGAAGUAUUAGCAGGUCGUGAGGAAAUUUCACAUACAAUGCAAGUAUCUUUGGAUGAUGCCACAGAGCCAUGGGGUGUUAAAGUCGAACGUGUAGAAAUUAAAGACGUUUCACUACCAAAAUCUAUGCAACGUGCAAUGGCUGCUGAAGCUGAAGCAGCUAGAGAUGCUAGAGCUAAGGUUAUUGCCGCUGAAGGUGAAAUGAAGUCAUCACAGGCUUUAAAAGAUGCUUCAGACAUAAUAUCAACCAGUCCUGCUGCCUUACAGUUACGUUAUUUACAAACUCUAACCAGCAUUUCUACAGAGAAGAAUUCAACAAUUAUAUUCCCGUUACCAAUGGAACUUCUAAGACCCUAUUUGGGUAACAACACAAAUACCGCUCCACAGAAGUGACGUCUAAGAAAAGUAUAAUGUAUAUUACAAUAAAAUUAAAAAUAAUGCAAUGCAGAAUUAGAGUAUAUAUAUAUAAUGGAUACUGACAAAUUCUUAAAUAUUUUAAAAUAUGUUUAUGUUCGAGCAAACGGAAUGCAUUAGCUGAUACCCCUCAUUUUAUUGAAUGCGACUAAAGUAAUCGGUACGUUCUAUCACGCAGUAUUUCCAUUACUUAAGAAGCCUGUGUAUUUGUUUAAGAGCAGUACUUGGUCGUUGAUAAAAGGUGACACAUAUACCUAUCCACUUUUGAAACGAACCCACAACACAAUUUAUUUCAGUUAACAGCAAAGCGAAUUCUAAUUAUAAAGAACAAUUGUUAAAAGUUUAUGUUAAAAUAUUUUUAUUCUAUAAUAUUGUUAGAUGUACAAAAGAAAUUUAAGAAUUGUUCAAAACCAAUAAAGAAAACUAACA